AUGGUGGCAGCAUCACCCUCAUUAACGACAAACGCUCUCGCGCGAAUGCUGGAAGAGCGACCGGAUCCUUCGGCGUUUCAACCGGUGCUACAAAUAGCAGGUAAUUGUUUUGUUUACGUUUUUUUUAUUAUUAAACGAUACUCUUGCUUUCUAUUCUUCUUCUUCGAAAGAAUCGAUUCAUUCUUUGCGCGAGAGAGAUCGAAUUUUUGA
Messenger RNA from Bathycoccus prasinos, 210 nucleotides. RefSeq lists its product with no specific name. The transcript has a single exon. Lineage: Eukaryota; Viridiplantae; Chlorophyta; Mamiellophyceae; Mamiellales; Bathycoccaceae. The record is from RefSeq and is a predicted model, not a curated record. Bases 1 to 210 code for a protein of 69 amino acids.